CGCGCAGACCGCGCGGGCGAGCGCCGGCGGCCCCUCGGCGGCCAUGCGGUUCCUCGGCGCUGCGUCCGGCGCUCCGUGGGCGCUGCUGCUGCUGCUGCUGCUGGCCCGCGGCUCCCGAAAUGAAGGCACAAACAGCACUGCGCCCUUUACUACGAUUCCAGGCAGUGGGUUGCCAGACAAUAGCAGUUCAUCCAUUGUCACUGCAUCAUCCACACAGUCUACAGCAACAUCUACAGGAGGUACGUCCGCCACCACUACUCAUCUGACCAGUACCAGUCAGCCCAACACCACCACCAUGUCUGUGAUCUGGACAACUCAGCCCACCAAAAGCAACCAGACAGUAACAGCCACCACAGCUUCACCAGUCACAUCGCCACAAGGCAAUAUUACAGUGGUGACCACUUCUAAGACUUCUUCCACUUCUGUAACAGCUACAUCAAAAUCGGACGCUGUCGUAGCCAAUACCUCCAGAUUUGAUGUGGGCAGUUUUGUAGGUGGCAUUGUGCUGACUCUUGGAGUCCUAGUAAUUCUCUACAUUGGAUGCAAAACUUACCACUCUAGAAGAGGCAUUCAGUACAGAACCAUUGAUGAACACGAUGCCAUCAUUUAAAGAGACUUCAGUGAAGACAGUGUUGGAGACCCACCCUGUCACAGCUGUUGUAACUUCUGAGAGAGUUUCUUUCAUAAAGAUGAUCACAGUCUCUGAACCUGUCUUGAGUGUUAUCCUGCAAAAUGUUGAGAAGCUUUUUAAACAUCCUAAUUUUUUAUAUUUGCUUUCAUAAGAGGAGCUCAGCACUUUGUAGAGACAGUAUUUUCUUUUUCCAGUACUAGUAACCAGAUUUAAAGAAAAUCACAUAUUGAGUCAUUUUAAGGUGCACACAAGCACAAAGCUCUCUGAAAUAGCUAAUUACUAGCACAGACAAUUGCAGCAGUGCAAUUCUAAGUAAGUUUGGGCGGUUUUUUUCUAAAGUUUUGUAUUAAAUUGUAUUUAUUUUGAAGUUUGAUGUGAACUUUAGUUUAGAAAUUUUGGAUUUUGAACAACUCAGUUAAUUUUUGAUAGGCUAUGAAGGAGGUGUGGUUAGAUAACUGUAUAGAAGGUGAUAAUGAGUACUUUAAAUGUCAGCCAUUAGCUCACCAGUGACCUGCAGAUACUUUCCUUAAUAGGCUAUAUAAGGAGGGCAGCUGCAGGAAACAUGGACAGAAUGGAAAUAUCUAUCCCUUUUCUCUAAAAGCUUCUUUUUUUCUAGCAUGUCCUAAUGAAGCUUGUGCAAUUCAAGCUUUAAUAAAAAUGGAAAAAAGGAAUUUUGCCAUCAUAAAUACAAGAAGAUUCUACAAUUGGCUUUUAAGUUGAAGGUAGCAAUCACUUGGCUCUUGGUUUUUAUUAUUACAAAGCUGUCUGCAGUGUUUUAGCAGCAUUUGAUAAUCAUUCAAAGCUAUAUAGAGAAGGGAAAACAUAUAAGACAGCAUUUUAGAAGACUAUAAACUGCAUUUUUACAGCUGUUUUCAGAACUUGGUCCUGCUGCACAGAUGUACAGAGGUCUGGUCAAAAACCCAGCUGAAGGCACUCUGAGCAGACCUUCAGCUGAAGGCCCAAAUGCCCUGGGGGUCCUGUGCAGGAUGGCUGGUGCUGCUCCCAUGUCACUGCUGCAGGCACACUCAGGUAAAUCUGCUGACUCCAGUAGAUGGGCUCCUGACUUACACGGCUGUAAGGAAAACUAGAACAAGGAUCAGGAAACACAGGCCUGCAUCUCUGUAAGUCACUGAAUGAUUGUUCAGUCUUGCUCAGGCUUCACCUGUAGACCCAUGCCCCAAGAGGGUUGGUGUGGUGGGGUUUGACUGUCCUGGUUACUGCUGGCACCAGGCCCUCAUGGUGGGCACAGAGGAAAUGGUGACCGGUGAGGAAGGUCACAGUGGGAACUGCACAUAGGUCUGUUGGGGGCUGGGGAACAACUCAUCAGGGAAAAUGUAACUACUCUGGAACAGACUAUUUUGUUAAGCAAUAGUUUAUUCUGACAUGCAGUGUUAGAAGUUGCCAUAUGGGGUUUUUUCCUUUUUCACAUGGAGUAGUAAACCCGUUGUUUGCAAGGCACAGCCAACUUGAGCAAACCAUAGCUCAUGAGUCAUCUUGCUAGGACCAGCUGCUCACCUGAGAAGGGGGUAACGGGGCUGUUUCAUUUUUUUAGUGCAUUUGAGGGUCGGGGGGGAGAGAGUGAUUUGAAGUAACUUUUUUUUUUUUUUUUUUAAUUGUAUUGUUUGGUGGAAUAUUACUGGAUUUGCCUUGAAGAGUUAUGGAGACAAUUCUUUCAUAGAACUGUAAUUCCUUACUUUGUAGAAAUUAAGAUAAGUGCAACUCAGUUACUGGGAUUGCCUUACCUCUACUGUACAGACAAAUAAAUCUUUGGAGUUACUACAUCAA
Molecule: messenger RNA, 2416 nt
Organism: Corvus hawaiiensis (hawaiian crow)
Lineage: Eukaryota; Metazoa; Chordata; Aves; Passeriformes; Corvidae
Gene: TMEM123
Product: transmembrane protein 123
Exons: 6
Coding region: 44-610 (188 amino acids)
Cellular component (GO): cytoplasmic vesicle
Source: RefSeq, a predicted model, not a curated record